GAAGCAGCAGAAGAAGAAGUAGGCAUCUAUUCCGGGUUGUCCUAUACGUAUUUAGUCUACAUUCAUAUUGUAACCCUGUAACAAGUUUUUGCUUGUACCGUGUGUGACGUCAGCGUUAUUAAGGCAUUUAUUGUUCUUCUUUUUCAGUCACAUUUUUGCAGGUUACUUGACGUGGUCCUGACAGCGGUGCGGCGUCUUAUUCCACCUUGUCCAAAGUUGGUACUGUUUUUUUUUUUUCUGCGUAAAAUGUUCGCAUUCAGGACAUCCGUUUUAAAGACAGCCACUUAUCUGGCGAAAACCCACGUAUGCAACGCCGGUUUCCAUGUGGGGGCCGGUGUCUGCGCCCCCAAAGUGGCGGUUGUGCUGUCAGGCUGCGGGGUGUUUGAUGGCACAGAGAUCCAUGAGGCGUCAGCGAUCCUGGUGCACCUUAGCAGAGGUGGGGCAGAAGUGCAGAUGUUUGCUCCUGAUGUGUCCCAGAUGCACGUGGUUGAUCACAGUAAGGGGCAGCCUGCCGAGGAGUCCAGGAACGUGUUGUCAGAGUCGGCACGUAUCGCUCGGGGCAACAUAACAGACUUGGCUAAACUCAGUGUCAGCAACCAUGACGCCAUCGUCUUCCCAGGAGGCUUUGGAGCAGCCAAAAAUCUGUCAACGUUUGCUGUGGAUGGGCCAGACUGCAAAGUGAACAAAGAUGUAGAACGUGUUAUCAAGGACUUUCACAAAGCAGGCAAACCCAUUGGGCUGUGCUGCAUCUCACCUGUCCUGGCCGCUAAACUGCUUCCAGGGGUCGAAGUCACAGUGGGCCACGAGGAGGAGGAAGGAGGCAAGUGGCCCUAUGCUGGAACUGCCCAGGCCAUCACGUCUCUGGGCGCCAAGCACUGUGUGAAGGACGUGACCGAGGUCCACAUAGACCACAAGAACAAGGUUAUCACGUCUCCGGCGUUCAUGUGUGAAACCAAGCUGCACCUGAUCUUCGAUGGCAUUGGGGCCAUGGUCAAAGGUGUCCUUAAACUCAGUGGCAAGUGAGAAGCAAAGUACUGCCCGCCUACCUUCGCGCUUCAAAAAGCAACAUCAUCCAGCAUAGAUGAGGAUCACCAAACUGUGUGUCGUGUUUAGCAUGCUGUCCUCAGGUAGAAUCAUGUUGAUCUCCAUGAAAAUGUUGCAGGUAUUAUCUUUAUUUCAUUUCAAAAUGCCAUAGACAAUAAGCAUCACUUUUUGUGUUUAACUGGGGUUAUAUUUUACCGUGGAAACAAAUCUGUCAGAAAUGUGUUUGAUGUUGCCUGAGACAGGAGCACUGUCAGUUCCUGUGGUUAUACUGCAGAGGGCACCAAAGGACUAGUAAGUACUGUUGCUAAAUGUGCACUGGCUCCAGUGAGGCUGGAAAUGAUGUAUGAAUCAGUUGAGCUGUAUUUUUGCAGGCUCUGUAAAUAUUUAAAGUACAUAAAUGCUAUGCUGUUUUCAAAAUAAAUGAUUGCCCUGUGAUGAAGCAGUGUUGGAGUAUUUGGACAUGCUCCCUUAAAUUGCAGAAUAUUGCGUGUGUGGACAAUAAAAUGCUGUGAAACACUCUCAGUUGGUUGACCUCCUCUGCAUGAGGGAGCAAUUAGGUAGAUCAGAUUUGAAUAUUAUCCCAACUCUUUACAAAGUGUAGAAGAUCUGUUGGAGGUUUGUGCGCGUACGUCUCCCAUGCCAAGUUUGCAUUAACAAGGAAUCACAGGGCAUGUUAUGUGUAGCCUUGUUGGCUGAUCUGGGUAGUGAACUGUCUGAAUGUAUUAGCAUUACACUUACUCAAAAGGACUUACAAAAAUGUACAGGUUGUAAAACAUUGUUUAAAAAAAAUUUUUUUUAAAAAUUCCAAUAUGUUGCAUUAACUGAAAGCUACAAUGUAUAGCGCAAAAUAAAAUGCCUAUAUCUGCAGGUAGUUAUGGCAUCGUUGAUCAGUAGCAACGAUUAAAUGAUUAUUUGGCCAGCCAGCUUCUUGCUUUCAGACCCAAUUUCCAGCCCGUAGCCUGUUUUGGAUCAAUAAAUCUGAGAGACAACAGUUA
Molecule: messenger RNA, 2039 nt
Organism: Myripristis murdjan (pinecone soldierfish)
Lineage: Eukaryota; Metazoa; Chordata; Actinopteri; Holocentriformes; Holocentridae
Gene: gatd3
Product: glutamine amidotransferase class 1 domain containing 3
Exons: 7
Coding region: 247-1023 (258 amino acids)
Cellular component (GO): mitochondrion
Source: RefSeq, a predicted model, not a curated record